AUGAUUCGAACAUUGUUGUUAAAUUUUUUAUUGUUUACAACAAUUUAUGCUAGUCCUGAAGAGGAUGAAGGUGUAAAAUACGCUAAUAAGUGUGAAGUGUGCAAAGUAUUUUCUAUGGAAUUGGAAGCAAGGCUAGAUGAAACAGGAAAGACUCACGAUGUCCUGGAAGUCGGUUAUUCUCUAGACGAUGUUGCUCCGAAAAAGAAAAAGCAGUAUAAACAAUCAGAGCUGAGACUGGUUGAAUCACUGGAAGAUAUUUGCGAACGUAUCCUGGAGUAUAACAUCCAUAAGGAGCGUGAUGACAGUACAAGAUUUUCCAAAGGAAUGAGUCAAACCUUCAAAACACUCCAUGGCCUUGUAGAUAAAGGAGUUAAAGUCGAGUUGGGAAUACCGUAUGAAUUAUGGGACAAACCAUCUGUUGAGAUAACAACCUUGAAAACACAAUGUGAGGAUAUGCUCGAAAAUCAUGAGUCAGAUAUCGAGGAGUGGUAUUUCAAUUACCAAGGAAAAGUGCCGCUUGAAAGGUAUCUUUGUUCUGAACGGGUGCUCGUAGACGAUGAUGACUCAUGUCUCAAAGAAAAAGGCGACACGGAAACAGAUAAUUUUUUUCCAUACUUGGUUCAAUUUUAUACAAUAGUACCUUGUGGUGGUAUUUUAAUUACUCCAGAUUGGGUUCUGACUGCUGCACAGUGCCUUCACAAUAAGCGUAAUUCGAUACUGGUUAAUGUAGUGGGAACCAAUGAAAUACCGGGCGAACCAAUCGGAGUAAAAGCAACAUUUAUUCAUCCAAAAUUUAAUAUGUACUCAAAAGUACACGACCACAGGUUCAACAUUGCUCUGAUGAAACUCUACCGGCCAUUCAAUUUACAGCCGCUUGGUUUCUUAAAUAAUACUGCCGGGAUGCUCGUGAAUAUUGGGGCUACUAAAUCGAUAAAUACAUACAAUUGUUGUUUUAUUUACGGCUGGGAUAGUAUUAUAUCUUCGACGAUUCGGGUGUUUACCAAAGCUAUAAAAACUAUUUCAGUACAACCGCGAGAUAAAGAGGCCUGUGUAAACAAGAUCAAUGACGUAAAUAUUGUAUGUGCCAGCGGUGAAAGCCGGAAACAGUGUGCAGGUAAUCCAGGUUCACCGAUCGUAUGCAAUGAGCCGAACGGUGAUAAUCGUGUAUUGGGGAUAGCAUCUUGGACUAAUUUUUCUCUCCAAUGCGAUGAUUCUUCUACCUAUUUGAAUCUUACUUCGUUUAGAUCAUGGAUUAAUAAUUUAGUUUCAAUGGACUUUGAAAAAAAUAACAGUCCUGGUAAUUAUAAUAGCACUACAAGUUUGAAAGUUCAAGUUAAAUAUUUUUACAACACUCCGAAAACCCCUUAUUACCGUAAAAUUCAUAAUUUUACAACAUCUACAACAAAAAAUACAACUAAGCGCAAGAAAUAUCAAGAUAUCGAACGUAGUGACAAAGAUGAAGGAACCACAGAAGACGAAUUAUCAAAAAUUUUUCCUUUGUAUCAAGCUUCAAGCUCCAAUUUAAUUUACCCGAUUUAUUUUCUCUUAAUUCUAGGACACAUUUGCAGUUUUAAUUUAUAG
This is a messenger RNA of Cotesia congregata, 1581 nucleotides long. The record is from the annotation of a GenBank genome assembly. NCBI's taxonomy places the organism in Eukaryota, Metazoa, Arthropoda, Insecta, Hymenoptera, Braconidae.